UUUCUCUCAACCACUAAACUCUGUAUAUUUCUUAUAAAUGCUUAUCUUUUAAGUGCUUUUCCUUUUAAGUGCUUUGUUUGGUAAGGAAAAAGAUGAGUACUGCGUCGAAGUUUUAUUCAGUUUUGACGUCGACGUUGUUUUGUUAUCUUGCUGUGAUAACAUUCAUCGGAACCGCCAUUAAUGGCGUCGAAGCUUCUCACAGGAUUUAUCCGCAGUUUCAGUCUCUGUCUGUCGACAUCGUCGACCAAAUCCACAGAACUGCUUACCAUUUUCAGCCUCCUAAACACUGGAUUAACGACCCAAAUGCUCCAAUGUACUACAAUGGCGUGUACCAUCUCUUCUACCAAUACAACCCAAAGGGUGCCGUGUGGGGCAACAUCGUGUGGGCCCACUCAGUUUCAACGGACUUGAUCAACUGGAUACCUCUCAAGCCAGCGAUCGUUCCAUCUGAGCCGUUCGAUAUCAAAGGCUGCUGGUCCGGAUCGGCUACAGUCCUACCCAACAACAUCCCCAUCAUCCUCUACACUGGUCUCGACUCCAACGAAACCCAACUACAAAACUACGCCGUUCCGGCUAACAUUUCCGAUCCGCAUCUCGAAAAUUGGAUAAAACCCGCCAACAAUCCCUUGGUCGCACCCGACCAUACCGUCAACCGAACCGCAUUCCGUGACCCGACAACCGCCUGGUUAGGCUCAGACGGGUGGUGGAGAAUGCUGGUGGGUAGUAAAAAUAAACGUAGGGGCAUUGCGCAUUUAUACAAGAGCAAGGAUUUCAUGAACUGGGUCAAGGCUAAACACCCGAUCCAUUCCAGACCCGAUACGGGUAUGUGGGAAUGCCCAGAUUUUUUCCCGGUUCCGAAAUCGGGUGAAAACGGAUUGGAUGUGGGAAUUACGGGUCGAGAUGUUCGACAUGUGUUGAAGGUGAGCUUGGAUUUAACAAGAUAUGAGUACUACACCAUCGGUAGAUAUUAUCCGGAGAUUGAUAGGUACAUUCCUUAUGAUACAUUAGUUGAUGGGUGGGCGGGGCUCCGACCCGAUUAUGGAAAUUUUUAUGCUUCCAAGUCGUUUUUUGAUCCCAAGACGAAUAGGAGGAUACUCUGGGGUUGGGCCAAUGAGUCGGAUUCAAGACAAGAUGAUGUCGACAAGGGUUGGGCUGGAAUUCAGACAAUUCCAAGGAAAGUGUGGCUUGACCCAAGUGGGAAGCAGCUCAGGCUGUGGCCUGUUGAAGAAGUAGAGAAGCUGAGAAAGGAUCCUGUUUUGAUGGAGAACACGGCUGUUGAACUGGGUCAGCAUGUUGAGGUCACCGGAGUAACUGCUGCCCAGUGUGAUGUGGAGGUAAGUUUCACAAUUCCAAGCUUGGAGAAAGCAGAGCCGUUUGAUCCAGAGUGGGUCAAUGCACAAGACCUAUGUGCUCCAAUGGGUGCAAAGAAACAGGGUGGGGUUGGACCAUUUGGGCUCUUGACAUUAGCCUCUGAAGACUUGGAGGAAGCAACUCCUGUCUUCUUCAGAGUCUUCAAAGCUGAUACCAAAUACGUAGUCCUCAUGUGCUCUGAUGCUUCAAGUUCCUCUUUGAAGGAAGGUCUUUACAAGCCAUCAUUUGCUGGGUUUGUAAAUGUAGAUAUAGAAGCAGAGAAAAGGAUCUCUCUUAGGAGUUUGAUUGAUCAUUCAGUCGUUGAAAGCUUUGGAGCUGGAGGGAAAACUUGCAUAACUUCUAGGGUUUACCCUACAAAAGCAGUGGAUGGGGAAGCUCACUUGUUCGUGUUCAACAAUGGGACUGAGGCUGUCCACGUGGAGAAGCUCAGUGCCUGGAGCAUGAACAGACCACUGAGGAUGAACAACUGAAGAUAAUUAAGAGAAAUAUCAAGAGGAGGAAAUUAAGAUUUUUAGUACUUCGUACGUCAGUAGUUUGAUCAUCUUGUUUGUCGUUGUAGUUUCUGUAGUUUUUAAUGAAUUAAAUGCUCCUUUAGAUUUCACUUAA
Carica papaya (papaya) is the source of this 1977-nucleotide messenger RNA. NCBI's taxonomy places the organism in Eukaryota, Viridiplantae, Streptophyta, Magnoliopsida, Brassicales, Caricaceae. The record is from RefSeq and is a predicted model, not a curated record.